CACGGAUUCACCACAUCCAUCUCGUUUACCUGAAGACCAUAGCAGAUUAAAUCCGACCGAGUGGCUGGUCAUGGCGACUACUCAGGUGCAAACUCUACUACGCUUCUUGUCUCAGGACGCCAAAAUCCCAUUGGCAACCGCUAUGAGCAAAGUCAUGGCGCUACAGAAGUCAGGCCUCACAACCGCCGAGCAAAUCUCCAAGGCAGAGUUCAAGACACUCCAAGACAUAUUCAAGGACGACAAGCUAGCGAAGCAGGCAUUCAAUUCCGCAAAGCGAGUAUCCAAAAAGCGCGCAGCUCCAACUGAGGGCGCAUCAUCACCCCAGAAGAAGACGAAAGGUCCAGUUAAAAAAGAAGAAACCGUUCCAUUUGAAACGGAGCGCCUGCUGUCCCUUCCGAUGUCGUCGGCAGCCGAUAAUGAGCUGUCGAAUGUUGUCAUACUCACCAACAGAGCUCCUCUGGUACUUGCCUUUGCCGUUAGUGUUUUGAGACAUACAAUGCCUGAACAACCUGUUUCUAGCAGGUUGAGCCUAGCCCAGGCGGUGGUCAGUGCGAAUAGUCGCUCAAAGGCCGUCAGCAUAGGUAUUACAAGUGGAGAUUCUGCUGAGCAAGAAGGCUGGGGUGAAGGACAGCCAGUGAUCAAAAUACUAGGCAGAGAAAUAAAGGUCUUGAAAAGAUGGGAUUACAACCCCAGAGAAGGCCAACCCCCAGAGGAGGAUUGCACAAGCAAAGAUGCAACGUUGCCAGGUAAUCCAGAUGAAGUCUUCGGACAAUAUACCUCCGAUGAGUCGGAAGCUACGCCACCGUUAUGGGGUAUCGACCUUGAAGCCUUGCGAGGUACGCAAAAUAGUACUUCUCAAUCCCCCGAAACUAAGAGCGCUCUCCCUAUCUUCACCCCCAAUUCUGCACGGUCUUAUCUAUACCGAUCGUUCACAGUGGCCCGCGAUCAAAACACUGAGGGAAAGGGCAAGUCCGAGCAAAAAAGCAAGUCUGAGAUAGAAGGCGAGAAAGAGGAAUGCUUGGGACAUCUCUUACGCAGCAUUGACAUGGUCUGCCGGUCCUGGGCCCCUUUCCUCGACAAGGACGAUCUAGAUCGGCGAGCAUGGGCUUGGUAUUUACACGUCAGACCUCCAGUCCAAGGUGGAGUCGGGGGUUGGGGGGAGAAAGGGCUGGUGAGGUUGUCCGACAUCCUGGCUCUGAGAAGGCAACCAUGAAUGUCGUCAACGGGGUUAAUUUAUUCGCAAUCAAAAGAUCCUAAACGGGUCAGAUCAGAAUUCGGCAGUGUCAGGGGGACUUGUGGCUCCCCAGAGCUAACCCAUUAGGUUAGCUUCAACGUAAAGUUGACGGCGGUACUCCGUAGAGGCCAACUUUUUUUCAGCAGUCCAGGACACCUGAAUCAAUUGAUGGCUCAGAAAGAGCAGCUAUGUGGGUCGAUAGAUCUCGUAAUCUAAGGCUGAAGAGGUGACAGGUUUGACCGAACGUUCGAUGGGUUGUUCAGUUGGCUUGUAGAGAUAACUUUCCACGGAAUAUGAUCGAGGCCGAUUCUCGAAC
Molecule: messenger RNA, 1550 nt
Organism: Aspergillus steynii IBT 23096
Lineage: Eukaryota; Fungi; Ascomycota; Eurotiomycetes; Eurotiales; Aspergillaceae
Exons: 2
Coding region: 71-1213 (380 amino acids)
Source: RefSeq, a predicted model, not a curated record